Caenorhabditis elegans is the source of this 1434-nucleotide messenger RNA. It is a transcript of the gene Y45G5AM.3, whose product is annotated as FBA_2 domain-containing protein. NCBI's taxonomy places the organism in Eukaryota, Metazoa, Nematoda, Chromadorea, Rhabditida, Rhabditidae. The transcript is spliced from 4 exons. The coding region runs from base 135 to 1367 and encodes 410 amino acids. The record is from RefSeq and is marked reviewed.
CUUCUCUUUUUCUCACGCCAGUAUUUGCAAGGCAUAUUUGUGUUGAAAUUUUCAAAAACUUACGUUUCAAUUUUCAUUUCUAAAUAAUUUAGGACUUCUUGUCAGUUCUUGUUUUUAAAUAAUUACUAUUGAAAAUGUCUUCUGACGAAGAAGGCGAAGCGAUACCCUUCGGACUUUUUGGUGAUCUACUCGACGAAAUUGAGCACGAGGGUCCCUCUGCGCAGCCUAGACUUGCCACAAGAAUUGCAACCCAAAAAGAAUUCGAUGCGCUGUGCAAAUCGAUUGGGGGAUUCGAGAAAUGGUCUGUUCUGAAUGAAGAUUGUCGGAGGGAAGUUGUCAAAAAUAUGGAUUACUGGGCGAGGAGCAGACUAGGGUUCUGUUCGAAAGCCGAUCAGGAGACUGUUUCCAGAACUCCCAUUAAAAUACAUAGCAUCGAAAUUCUGGACAAUGAAAACCACUACUUGCUGAGUCGGGAGGAUUUUGACAACGUGGUGGUCCGUGUUCAAUUCCAUCACGACUUCCACUCGGGAAAACGAUUCGAGGUUGUGUUUUCGCAACUCGGUGAUGAUACUCAAAUUCGUUGGAUCAAAUACAUGCGAAAACCGGAUGUUAGAAGUAUUUUGCUGAAUAAUUGCAAUUAUUAUCAGGAGGCUGCCAAAUUUGCGGAAAAGUGGAUGAAAAAGUGUAAUUUCGAAAUUGCUGUGCUCAAAGUGGAAAUGGCUCACUAUCCAACGGAAUCCAGCCAGAUUAAACAUUUGCCACGUUGCAAGGAUGUUCGAAUUGGCGCCGAUGAUCUGGAAACUUUCCGCUGGUGGCUUCAAAAGGUUCCAGAACAACUUGAUGAUCUACAGCUGAUAACUCUUGAACAAGAUAGAGAAACUUUCACGCUCCCCACCGAAUUCGUAGCUUUGCCGCAAAUCAUGACUGUUCCGGGCUUCUACUUCUGGUGCCGAGCUGCGUUCUCCGAUGAGCAAUUCCUCAAGCUGGCUGCCAAAACUAUGAGCUUUGACGCUGUAAACAUUACUGACAGUGGAAUCAAUCAAUUCCUGAAGAAUUGGCUCAAUGGAAAAAGUGUUCCCGGAUUUAGACAGGCUCUUUUGUGGUGUAGAAGGCAGGCAGACAAGCCUGCGAUGAUUCGAGGGAUCCAAGUUCGGCAAUGGGAUAAGGCUUUCGAGGAAGAAGCAGCCGGCUUCUGUGGUGAUUUCGAGAGAGUUUGUGGUCGUGGAGAUUGUCUGCAAAUUUAUAGUUUGAUCGAUUCAUUCGAGAGCCUAACUCUCAGCAUUAUGGACGAUAGAAUUUCAAUUUAUGCUACUGGACGCAAGUGUACAUACCAGGGAAAGACGUACAGCGACUAUUGGAUUCCCUGAUUUUUUUUUCGAAAUAUUUGUUGGAGUUGAAUUUAAAUAAAAAUAAAUAAAUGCUUUUUUUCUGAAA